Molecule: messenger RNA, 5872 nt
Organism: Pygocentrus nattereri (red-bellied piranha)
Lineage: Eukaryota; Metazoa; Chordata; Actinopteri; Characiformes; Serrasalmidae
Product: inactive phospholipase D5
Exons: 10
Coding region: 826-2418 (530 amino acids)
Molecular function (GO): catalytic activity
Source: RefSeq, a predicted model, not a curated record
ACUGAUAGCCAAAGAAAAGGCAGUUGCAGUUUUCUGUUGGCAAAGGUUUCAGUACUUUGUGCAGUGGAAGAUCGAACUGACACUACAGCACAUCUGUUGCCAUGUGCAGAUGUGCUCUAUUGCAUAACAGGUACUCAGUAUUAUUGAAUGGACUGCUGGUUAAGGGCAUGCUGUGAGUGAUUAGCAUCUCAAGGUUUGUGUGUGGGGGUGUGUAGGUGGGUGUUUGUGUGUAAAAGAGUGAGUGGGACAAACUGCAGCAUUCUCUCCACUGCAUCACUCUCUGCAUAGUGUGUGUCUAGAAGGGCCCCUCCCAUGUCAGGGAUAUCCCCUCUGAACACACAUACACCGUCUGGAGGAUAGAAAAAGGGAGAGAGAGAGAUUAAGAAAGGUAACAAGGAGAGGGAGAGAAAACGGGAGAGAAUGGAAAGUAAGACGUGGUGAAAAAGUGAGGUUCUUAGGGUAAUGGUGAGAGGGUGAGGUAAGUUAGAGUGAAGUGAGGUUUGAGAGAGAGAGAGAGAGAGAGAGAGAGAGCGCUGGGUGCAGUUCCAGCUGGCUCUGCUCACACUGCUGAUUGUACCGGCGCGCGUAUGAGUGUGUGUGUGAGUGUGUGUGUGUGUGUGUGUGUGUGUCUCUUGGUCGCUCGGGCAGCCCCAGGGCAGCCCGGGGGGGCUGGGCAGGAGAGCUGUGGAUCUGCAGGACUCACACACACACACACACACACACACACACACACACACACACCCCCACACCCUCAUGCCUGCAUGUGGGCAGUGUUAGACUGAGACUGGACAGCAGCACAACUGUACUGGACAGGUCAGGCGGAUCAUGGAGGUGAGGCAUGGCCGGCUGGCCCCGGUGGGCUUUGAGCAGCUGAAGGGGCGUCCUGACCUGGCCCCCACCGCAGCCCGACCAGCUGCCUCUGUUUACAGCACCGUCCAGCAACAGGACUACCUGGCCAGUGUGUGGCUCAGCAAGAAAGAGAAGCUGGAACAUUCUCAGCAGAAGUGCAUUGUGAUCUUUGCUCUGGUGUGCUGCUUUGCUGUCCUGGUGGCUUUGAUAUUCUCAGCAGUGGACGUGUUGGGAGAGGAUGAAGAUGGCAUCAACGAGGAGAACUGCAGCAAAAACUGCCAAAUAGUGCUUGUGGAGAAUAUUCCAGAAGACAUCUCCAUUUCACAUGAGGGUACGAUGCCAUUGACCAUGGGGCUUCAUGGCCUUCUGGACCUGGCCCAAAAAUCGGUGGAGAUUGUGUCACCUUUGUGGGCUCUGAAUUCUACAGAUCACGAGUCUCGCUUUGCCCGAGCCAAUCAGGGUCAGCUCCUGCUCCAGCGGCUGAUGGGCUUGAAGGCUCGGAAUGUUCAUUUGAAGGUGGCAAAUGGAAUUCCAAAGAACAUCUCAACACCAGAGCUCACACGUCUUACUAACUAUGGCGCGGAAGUGCAUUAUCUGAACAUGACUGCCCUCACCAACGGCAAACUCCAUUCCUCCUUCUGGGUUGUGGACAGGAAGCACAUGUACAUUGGCAGCGCUGGCAUGGACUGGAGAUCACUGUCUACGAGGAAGGAGCUGGGAGUCAUUAUAUAUAAUUGCAGCUGCCUGGUGCUGGACCUCCACAGAAUAUUCAGUCUCUACUGGCAGCUACAGUUCAGAGACUUUGUGCCAGCUAUAUGGUCCAAGAGGCUGAAUGCACUCUACAACAAAGAAAGGACACUUGGGCUUCAACUGAAUGGCACCAACACCACAGCCUAUGUCUUGAGUUCUCCAGAUGCCUUCUGCCCCAAAGAUCGAACCCGAGACAUUGAGGCAAUUUUGCGUGUCAUUCAGGAAGCCAAGAGGUUCAUCUAUAUCUCCAUAACGGACUAUCUGCCUCUCGUCUUUAGUAAUUCACACAGCAAAUACUGGUCACGCAUCGAUGGGAUGCUCCGAGAGGCCUUGAUCUUGAAGCACAUCAAAAUUCAUCUGCUGAUAAGCUGCAGGGAGCAGACGCACCCUCUCACCUUUAAUUUCGCAUGGUCUCUGAAAAGCCUGUGCAUGGAAAUGUCCAACUGCUCAAUGGAAGUGAGAUUCUUUAGCCCUCGGCUGCAAGAGGAUGGAUCUCUCCAAGGCAUCAACCAUCACAGAUACAUGGUGACUGACAACUCUGUGUAUAUAGGGAACUUUGAUUGGGUGGGGAACGAGUUCUUGUACAAUGCUGGAGCUGGACUGGUCAUCAGUAAGGCGGUGGGUUUGACAGGGAAGAGCUCCACUGUAGUGGAACAGAUGAAGGCCGUCUUUGAUCGAGACUGGUACUCCGCAUACACUAAAACUCUGCAACCAAACAAAAUUCCUACGUGCAGCACAAUCACUGUCUUCCCCAGUUCACUUUUAAAAGGCCAGACGGGUCACGUAGAGCAUGGGAAUGGCCCGAACACCUCUGUAUGAGACACUGAGGCAAGGAGUGGUGGGUCUAUAUGGGCUUUUUUCAUAUCAAUUUGUUGAUUGUGUCAUUGCUUACAGAUUACAUCAUUCAUUUUAUAACACUGACUGCAGUUUGUAAUGCCGUUUUUAUUUUAUAGCUGAUUGUCCACAGAACACCAGUGAGGCUUUUUUUUGUUUUAAACCAAUUUGGGGGUAAAUCUACCCGCUCAAUAGACAACACCUAGCACUAAUCGAACAUGAAGUCAGCUAUAUAUACAUUUUUUUAUCAUCUAAAUGAAAAUAAAAUGACAUUGUCACAAACAUAUUUUAAGCAAAUCUUUUGGGCUGGGUUAUAGUGCUAAAAAGGACAGGCAUCCUUUAAUGGCAGAACGAUGACAAUUACUGUAUAUAGAGCAGUGAGUUACUGUGAUCACUGUAUACUCUAAUGUAUAAGGCAUGAAAUCCUAUUUAUUAUUAUGGGAAGAACAUUUAUUCAGCUUUGUAAUUUAUGACCUUGCUUGUUUGUUUGUUUGUUUGUUUGUUUAUUUAUUUAUUUAUUUAUUUAUUCAUUCAUUCAUUCAUUCAUUCAUUCAUUUGAAGUCUCAUUAAAUGUUACCAGCAUCAUUUUAAUAAUUAUAUAAGUCUGUUGAGAUGAGAAGCCAUUCUCUUUGCAAGUAUGUGGCUGUUUUUAUACUGCACAUUAUGUAUACAUUUUUAUACUUCGGUGUACUGUAUGUCAUUCAUAUUAUGUGUUUUAUAACAAAUUGGGAUUUAUUACAUCAAAGGAAAGAUGCUUCUCACUGUUGGAAUGUAGCACUAAGCAACUUUAUUUCAACAUAAAUUUAGGGCAAAUUUCAGACAGUAGAUCCUUUUAUUCCCAAACAGAAUGUGCUUCAUUUUUGUCAGCAUUAAUCUGAGACAUUUCAGUGAUGAUGCCACUUUUAUUUUAAUUGAUUAAGAGAAAAAAACGUAAUUGAAUCCCUGACCUUGCAUUGUUGAUUGCACUGGACUAGCUUUGCUGAUCAGUCCGUUUAAAUGAUGGGAAAUCAGCAUGACUGUUUUUUGAUUUUAAGCAGAUGUUAACGUCGAAUCAUUUCUGUCUUGCUGUUGAGCACAUACAUAUUUUACAAUUAUGUUGAGAACAGAGACUAUAUUUUUCUAUCUGUUUUCUUUGACCAGAGAAGUGCAUUUCAUGUAGCCACUUUGUUGGCCAUUUUAGUAACUUCUUUAUCAUUACUUCUUUUUUUUUCCAGAAGGAAAUUUAUAUUUUUAUAUUGCACUAUGUUCUACUUUCUUUAUGCUCAUCUGAAAAAAAGUGUGUGAGUAGCACAUACCAAAGGUUUGAGAUAAGUGUUGUUAUUCAUUCAUAACUAGUUAAAUUCUAUAUGUAAACGAUUCAUAGAAUGAAGACAAAACUGCUGCUGCUCUGGUCCAGGUCUCAGAAUAUUUUAAGAGUGUUUUAGCUCACUCUGCCAUCUUCUGGUGAUCUUGCUAUGAUUGUUUUGCUGUAGUGGUAGGAACCAGACGUUGAAGAGUUUAAUGCCCCUGCAGGUGUUUUUUUUUUUCACAGAAUGAUGAUACAUUCAUCACCUGACAUCUGAGACCACAGGGAAGAAAGUUAGAUAAAGUUUUCCCAAAUAAAACUUUUUGUUAACAUUAAUUAUAUUAUAAUAAUUAUAAUAAUCAAGAAUUUAAAGAAAUCUGAGUCACUCAGACCCUGUUUACACCUGGUAUUAACAUCUGUCUUGAGUGAUCUGAUCAUAAGUAGACAGUGAGACAUAUAGCCAUUUACACCUGGCACUUUCAUGAGUCUCAAAUGCGUCUUUAGUGACCACAUGUAAUUGGAUUUUGUGACAGGAGAAAGGGGACCACCCUCAUUUAUAACAGCAAUCUCUUGCUGUGUUUGUUAUUAGAUACAAAUUUCUAUGUGAGUCCUUGUUCGUGUUAAUGUAAGGGCUGGUGCUGUAGUUUACGUUGCAUGGAUUGCUAACAAAACUUGUAAGGAAAUUUGAGAGGAGCCAUAAAAAAUGAACUACACAGCUACUCUCUGCCCUGCUGUGAUGACUCAGCUGAUUAAUGCUGAUAUUUGCAGCACCUGCAAUGCACUGAGCCACUUUAGAGUUCAUGCUACAAUUGUUAUGUGGUCAUAGGUUCCCCUGACUGCCUCCGAAGCUGGUUCGGGUGAUCAGUGAUCUCUGAGAUGCAUUUUAGCCCAUUUAUACUUUGUACUUAGUGCUCUCCAAUAAGUACAACCAGGACAGAUGUUAAUAUCACGUGUAAAGGGGGCCAAAGUUUCUCUGCAGUGAACCAUUGUACACCAAACCACUCUGAAUAUCUUUAUUUACAUCUCAACCAUUGAAAUAUGUUGAAAUUCAGAAAAAUUUCCCUUUAAGUGGGCGAUAAUUUACAAAUGCACUGAGGCCAAAAAUCAAAGCUAUAUGGGCCGUUUGUGCUGCUGUACACUGCAGAUAUGGCCCAUCCUUAUGGGGUAAUAUAAAAAAAAUUCUUAAUUAAUUUUUUUACAUGUGUAACUGUUUUUGAGAAUUAAUUUAAAAGCACCAUAUUUUGAUUUUAAAAAGAAAAUUAUUUUUUUUCACUGGGAUCCAGUCUAUAAAUGUCUGUCAAGAAUAAAUGCACACUUAAAAAAGUGACAAAGAUAGUUUUCAGCUCAAUAAUUGAAACUAACUAGCCAGUAUACAACAUGAGUGCUCUUCAGUCAAAUAAGAAUUUAAAGUAAAUAAAAGCUUAGAUAUCCCCAGACAGCUACUGUGAUUCCUAUUAAAUUAGACGUCUGUGCAAUAGAAAAAUUAAAAGAAAUAUUUGCCCAGCGUGAGUACAUGAGAGGAUGGGUUAUGUUCCAUAUUUAAUGCUGCCAUCCAAGGUUUUACUCAGAUUCCUCCAUAAUAGUGCAAAUCAGUGCACAAGCACACCAGCCAUUAUCAGACGCUUCCGACUUGCACUGCUGCAUUGUUUUUAUUUAACACCAGCCUUAAUUUAUUUCAACAUGCAAAAUAUCUUCAUGUUAUAUGUAGAAUGUCAAAUAAUGCCUUUAACUAAAGCAAGACAACAAAGAGAAUGUGUGGUGAGGAGCUGCUCUGUGGCCCCCCAUCAUGCUAAAUGUCAAAAGUUACACAGUUUUCGCAUGAGAGCUUCUUGCAUGUUCUGCCUUCUUAAACUGUAGAAUUUUCUGGGCGACCACACAAACUCUAUAAAGCCACUCCAGGGCUGCCAACUCUCUCUCACCUCUGAGUUAGCACACAGAGAUUUUCAAAAUCAACCAUGAAUGUUAAAACCUCCUUUUUAAAACAGACGCUGAAAAAUUCUUUUCGAAAUAGCGGAAGAAGAACUGAAGUUUUUGAAUCUCUCAGAGUUGGCAGCCCUGCAAGUUAAUGUGUAUUCAAAAUAACUUUGGUAAUGUCAUAGAAGAAGAAAUGGUUUGCAUUUGUAUUCCUAAUAAAAAGAAAACUUUCUCUGUUAA